This is a messenger RNA of Blepharisma stoltei, 2100 nucleotides long. Lineage: Eukaryota; Ciliophora; Heterotrichea; Heterotrichida; Blepharismidae. The record is from the annotation of a GenBank genome assembly.
AUGAGACCCAAAUCACAAAGACGAUUACUUUUCCCAUCUCCUAGCGUUUUAAGUGGUGCAGAGCGCGAGCCUCAAGUAAACGAUUUUGAGUCCCUGAGCAAAAAAGCCUUAGGAGAAGGAGCUUUUGGUGAAGUUUAUAAAGUCCGUCACAAAAUCUCAAAAGAGCUCUAUGCAAUUAAGGUAGUUUCUAAACAAAAAGUUGUUUCAGCAAAUUUACUCCCUCAGCUCCGUAGAGAAAUAAGAAUCAUGUACAGUCUUAGCCAUCCUCAUAUUGUCAAGCUAUAUAAUCACUUUGAAGAUGACAAUAAUUUCUACUUGGUAUUAGAACUGGCCGAAGGUGGAACUUUAUGGCAAAGGUUGGCAAGAUUUAAAAGCUUUGAUGAAGCUUCAGCAGCUCAAUACAUAAGGGAACUGAUUUUAGCUUUAGAAUAUCUGCACUCAAGAGAUCCACCAAUUAUUCAUAGAGAUAUCAAGCCAGAAAAUUUGCUAUUGGACAAAGAAGGAAGAGAUGGAAGAAUAAAAGUUGCCGAUUUCGGAUGGUCGAAUUUCUUCAACGCCGAAAGAACUCGUAUGACUUAUUGUGGCACAUUAGACUAUUUAGCACCUGAAAUGAUCAACCAGCAAGGCCACACAACAAGUUUGGAUUUAUGGAACUUAGGUGUUCUGCUAUUUGAGCUGCUAACUGGAAGUGCUCCAUUCCAAGCACCAACUCAAGCUGCUAUGUUUGAAAAAAUCCUCAAAGUGAGAGUCGCUUUUCCUAAGAAUUUCCCGCCGUUAGCUAAAGAUUUAAUUUCAAGACUCCUCAGGGCUAUCCCUGAUGAAAGACUUUCUCUAAUUGAAGUAAUGAACCAUCCUUGAAUGCAAACACAUCAGCCAAUCAGACCUACAAUGACUCAGACGGUCCAAAGGGAAGCCUUGCCUUGCCAACUUGAAGCAGGUGAUGAAACUUCAGACAUUGCUUCAGAAGACCCAAUAAAACCUUUCCAAGAAACAGAAUAUAGAGUUUUAUCAAAAAUAAACAACCCAAGAGAAGAAGAAAAGAAAUUAGAAGUUGUCCCGAGUCCACAAAACAAAUCGCCUUCUCCUGUCAAGCAAGCCAAACAACAGGCCCCUUCAAAUUUGGAAAACGAACUGAAACAAACUAGGGAUGAAAAUAAAAAAUUCCAAGAACAAAUUGAUGAUAAAGAAGCUGAGCUAUCAAGAGUUAACACAAGGAUUCAAGAACUAGAAAAUAUUGUAGCCAAGCUAGACGCUGAGUAUGAAGAUAAAAGGAAAAUGGAAAAAAGCCUUAAAGACCAGCUUGCUGAAAAAUCAAAUAGGAAUGCUGAGCUAGCCGAGCUGCAAGAAGAUGAAAGCAAAUUGUAUACUGAAUAUGAAGGACUAAGAGCAAAAUGCUUGGAAAAGGAAACGGAAUUAAAUUUGCUAAAGACAGAAAUUGAGAAUAUGGAAAAAUUGUCAAAAGAAAAAACUCAGCAAGCAAGCGAUCUUGAAAGAGACGUUGAUAGAGUUAAAAGUGAUAUCGACCAGACUAAAAUGAAGUAUAAUAAGUCUAAAUCUGAAAUCCAAGAACAAUUUGCAAAGAUUUCAGGAGAAAUAGAUGAACUUCAAAGAAGCCUUGGGAAUAAGGAUAGAGACAGCUCAGUGGUUUCAGUUGAAGCUUUAUUGGCAUUCACACAAGAAAAUUUGGACAUUUUAAAAAAUCGCGCUAGAGUUGAAAACGAGUUAUUGAAGCAAUAUCAAGAUGCGAAUGAAAGGCUAAUUCAACUUGAUAAUAAAUAUUCAGAAAUGAGGCUGGCCUAUGAAAAUUAUUUGAAUGAACUCAAAAAACAUAGCGUAAAUAGAGAAGCUGAGUUUGGGAAUAUAAAGCCUGCAAAUAUUAAUUCCCAAGGAGAAUUAGAAUCUAUAAAAGACAGACUAAGAGAGUGUAUUGGGAAGCAAUACUCAAACAAGCUUCUUAAUGAAGAAUUAGUUCAUUUACAAUCCCUGGUUAACCAAUAUGAAAAAUCAUUAGGUCUCGCCAAGAAGCAAAGCCAAGAUUUAGAUUAUUUAAGACAAGUUAAUCAAAAGAAAAGCUCGAGCCAACAAUAUUAUAAGAAAUAA